UGAAAUGCAGGUAACAGAAGAAAGGCCCAGGUCCGGCUCCCCAGGAACAGGACAUGAGCUACUAGAGGAGCUGCUGACUUAUGAUGACCUUUUCCUGGAGUGUUUCAAUGCCUUUCUGGCUCUACCUGCUUUCCCUCUUAGAUUGCAUUAUGAUCGACUCACGGGGUGGCUGCAGGAUCUGGAUGGCUUCCUCUGGAACUCUUCCAGUCACCUGGAAGCUGGACCAAGUUCUCUUUGCUAUGGAGCAACUGAUGCAGAGAGGGAAAGAACCCUUGGCUGGCUAUGGAGAGAGCGCUUCCUUCCAUUUACAAGGACAGCCUUUUACUUGGAGUACAAAUUGGCAAAGCUGCUGCUAUGUCCUCUGGAUGGGAACUACCCAGAGAGCCGCUAUGAACUUCGUGGCUACAGUCGCCAGUCGGACAGUGCUGCAGUCUCCAGUAUCCCCAGUCAUCCAUCAACAACUAGGCAACCUACUGGGGUCCCAAGUCAUGUGCUGCUAAGACUUCCUAGUCAAACUCGGAGCAGCCCAGCUUGCCUAGGCCAUUUGACAAGCUUUUCUGGCCAAUCUCCCAUUCAGAUCUCCAUGGAAUUCCCUGGCAUCUUGAGCUUGGGCCAGUUUCCAGUUACAGGGCAUUUGAGUAGGCUGCAGUUCCAGAGUCUGCGGUCUGACUCCAGCAUAGAAAAGACAAAGGAAAGGCUUAUGAGUGGCUUUACCAGUGCAGAUGAACCAGUGUUCUCUCCAGUUCCCCUGAAUAGAGCUGUUCUUGGCUCCUCACCUGAUGAAGAGCUCACAAAGCUUCAAAGGGAAGGGAGUUGUGAGAAGAUAUUCUCAGAACCCAGGAAGGUUUUGCAGUUUGAUCUGAAUGAAGCAAAUAUCACUGAGGAAGGACAGAUGGAUCCUUGCCUGUCGGAUUGUUUUGGAAGUGCUGUGCUGCAGCAGCUGAAAGAAGACCUUCUAGGAACUAAGGCUGGUAUGAAUAGUUUCAGGGAGUUCCUCCAUGGCACGCUAGGGAUCUACCUCCUAGACUUCUGGAUUGAUUGUGAGGACUUCAUGGAGCACACCAGGCACUUGGAGGCCAGAGCUACACCACAAGAGACCUGGCUAUUCUGUUUCAGCGCUCUUCGGAGCAUUCAGGCCAAGUACAAGCUGACAGUGCCUCCUGCUUUUCAAGAGCCAUUUGGUGAAGCUGCAGGCACUCAGGAGACAGCUUUUGCUGCCAUGAAAAGGAAACAGUAUGACGCUUUGAGACGCCUGCGCUCCUACUGGGUCCCUCGGUUUCUCAUCCACCACCAGAGGACAACACAGCUCAGGCUUGGAGAUGGUUCAGACUUCCAGAUCAAGGAGGAGAUACUGUCCUGUCCUGGCUUUCCAGCUUCUCUUAAUGUGCCAUCAUCACUUUCUGUUGUGGGUAGCCAAAGGGACACAAUGAACUAUGUUAAAAGGAAUAAAGACUGGAGAUGUAAUAAUUUAUCUAGGGACAAAGGCAGAAGCAGAUUUGGAUCAAAUAAGCAGCAUGAUGUCCCACCGGAUCCUUUUGAAAUACUGAUGACCACCCGGUUUCUCCAGGUAUUGAUGUGUGAUCUGGGGGAUGGUGACAGCUUUCUUCACUAUUUGACUCGGUUUGAAGAUCCUGGUAAAGUUCAUAACUUGUUGCUGUGGAGGAAACUGAAGUUAUAUGAGGCUGCAUGUGAGCAACAGGCAAGCCAGCCUGAACUCCGACAUAUUGCCCAGCAGAUAUUUCACAUAUUUCUGGCACCUUAUGCUGGAUGCAACACAGGGCUUAGCUCCAGUAUGCCAGAAUACAUUCAGAAUCUGGAGAGGCUCCUUUGCUUUGGCUAUGGAGACCUGACAACUUCCACUUUUGAACCACUGUCUCACUAUCUGCUUGGUGUUCUGGGUGGCGUGUGGUUCCAGUACCUUCGUCAUGAAGUUGCAGCCUUCCUAGAAUACUGCAUACCAGCAUCUUACUUUGAUACCCAAAGCACUGGGAGCAAAAACAGUAGAGUAAAACUGGAGACAAAUGAGAGGAUAAAGAAGCAGGAGAGACUUGAUGCUUGGGUUCAGAAUCAUGAUACAAAAGGUGGAGGGUUGCACAGGAAAAGGCACAGGAAGAAGGCAGUCCUUGAUCCUCAACGCAUCAGCACUAUGGACCAAGAAACCAAAGAAAAGUCCCCAACCCCCCAAUCUCAACAUGUAGGCAGUGCUGACCAUGAGACCAGAGAAAGGUUACCAACUCCUGAAAGUGCCCUGGACCUUCUCAGCAACUCAAUUGUGUUAAAAGUUUAUAGAAAGGCAGUUCAAAAAAUGCAGGAUGUGGAGCUGCAAAGGAUUCUGAAGCUGCUGCAGGAAGUAGAGGCUUGUCAGGAUAAAACACAGAGCAAGAAGGGUCUGGGCUGUGUACUGAAACUUUUAGAUACCUGGGACCAGCUAGGGGCUGUAGGAAUGAGAGACUGUUUUCCGAAAGACCUGAAGAUGAGGCUAAACAAAGAGGUGGCCCAGGGAGAAAUAAGUGACUACAGCUGGAGUGAAAUCAGAAUUGCCCUGCGUUCAUUCAUUGCCCCUGCUUUUGAGAAGUUUUGGGAGGAGGUGAGUGAGGGGUUGAAGAAGCAUGGGGUGCAACCCUCUCAAAUUCCAGAGGAGCGCUGGUGUAAACUGGAGCCAUUCCUACACUUGCUAGCUGCUAAAGUGGCUCUUAGGAGUUUAAGGAAGAGAAAAGCUAAGGAUGGAUCAGCAGCCACUGCUAAGCCUACAAGGGAAGACAAAACCUGUUUUUGGCAAGCUCUGAGACAUGCUGCAGAGGGCUGGCCCACCCUGGAGGUGCUCCAUUUCCUCAGACACCUCCAGGUGCACAGCUCUCCUGUGCUGGAGAGUGGCCUGCAUUUUCUCCUGGAGGUGGAGAAAUUCAAGAACGCCCACCAUGCCUGGCCAGAUUUGGAUCUACUGAAAAAAAAGAUCCUGGUGAUACGUGACUGCUUCCUUGCUUCUCAGAUUGAACCUCGACUGCAAGUUGCCGUGGAUGCUCAGAGGCUGGGGAGAGCAAUCCAGGCAGCUGAGAAGGCCCUCCAGAAGGAGAUUCCUGUACCCCCACCAAGCUUGUUUGACGAGCUGAAAAAUUCAGUCUUCAACAUCUUGUUGCCCUACUGGGCUGCCUUCCAAAAGUAUUGGCUCAAGCGCUCCCCGGCAAGUGCACAGAAAGCUCCAGUGCUGAGAAAUCAGCGGUUCCUCCAGAAGAGAGGGGCCAUCUUUGAAAGCCCGCAGCAACUACCACAGUCUCUCCUGCUCCCCCCCCUGCAGCCUCCUACGGAUGUCCAGAGGGCUCAGGAUGGUUUUACCUACACCUUCUCCAUUAGUAGAGGCCUCAUUCUGCAGGACAUUAUCAAAGAAGGCAGGAGCCAUAGCAAAACUAGUUCUGUGUUUGGAAACAGGAACAGGUCAACAGGGUUUCAUUUUUCCUCACUUUCCAAUGUGCCAGCAUUGAUCUGAGGCACGAAAAAAGAAGUUCAUAGGCAAACACGG
This is a messenger RNA of Eublepharis macularius, 3517 nucleotides long. RefSeq lists its product as uncharacterized. The coding region runs from base 5 to 3484 and encodes 1159 amino acids. Lineage: Eukaryota; Metazoa; Chordata; Lepidosauria; Squamata; Eublepharidae. Gene Ontology annotation, molecular function: G-protein alpha-subunit binding. The transcript has 20 exons. Gene Ontology annotation, biological process: regulation of signal transduction. The record is from RefSeq and is a predicted model, not a curated record.